GAGUAUAUAAUAGGGAGAGAACCCUAGUGUUUGGUUUAUAUACAGUGUGUGUUUCAUUUGUGUGUGUUAUCAUUUUGCCACAGAGUUGUGCGAGAGUUGGGGACUGUGUUCUGGAGAAAGGAAGUGAUUUUCAUGCGUUCUGGUAGGUGUGAUUCUAAUAAUCCCCACUUUUGGAUUUGGGGACUUUCUCCAAGACAAGACAUACUGUACUCUACGACUGGAUCAAUAAUACACACUCCCCCCCCCCCCCCCCUCCUAGCAUGCAGAGCUAGAGACCGGCUACCAGCGCUGAUGAAUAUUCAGUAGAUAAUGGUUGACGUCAUUAGGCACGUGGUCUACCAUCUGCAACCUGGACAGUGGAAGCUGCAAACUUUAGACAGUCGUGUUUGUGAACGAAAAUCCUGAUUCUUAUAUUCGACGUUAGUGUUCGUAAAAGGGAUGCAAGUUUCUUCUGCAAAUAAUGUCAAGGUUUACAACCUAAGCACUGGUAAAAGCUUACCAGAGUGGCUGUCUGAUAGGAAGAAAAGAGCACUACAAAAGUCUGACCAUGAUGUUCAAAAGCGGAUCCAACUCAUCCAAGACUUUGAGAUGCCCACAGUCAGUGGGUGUGUUCAAGUUUCUCCCGAUGGACAGUAUAUUUUGGCCACAGGCACGUACAAGCCAAGAUUCCGGUGCUAUGAUGUGAACCACCUUUCCAUGAAGUUUGAAAGAUGCAUGGAUUCAGAAGUUGUCAAGUUUCAUGUGCUCUCCGAGGACUAUUCAAAGCUUGUAUUCCUGCAAUGUGAUCGCUACGUGGAGUUCCAUGCCAAAUAUGGCCGCUACCAUCGGCUCAGGAUCCCCAAAUUCGGACGGGACCUUGCCUACCACAAAGCAUCCUGCGACCUCUUCCUUGUUGGUGUAAGUCCUGAAAUUUAUCGAAUUAACCUGGAACAAGGUCGUUUCCUGAGUCCGUUUGUUGCUGAUUCAGUGGCCAUCAAUACCUGUUCAGUCAACCCUGUUCAUCAGCUGCUGGCUGCGGGGACCAUCGAGGGACGGGUGGAGUGCUGGGAUCCGAGGACGAGACGGAAAGCAGGGGUUCUUGACUGCGCUUUGAGCAGCAUUACAUCCCAGACACAGGUAAAAGGAGUACCCGCUGUCACAUCAUUAGCUUUCAACGGUGCAAUGAGAAUGGCUGUGGGAACAUCAACAGGACAGAUACUGUUGUAUGAUAUCCGUUCCAACAAACCCACAUUGGUCAAAGAUCACAGGAAUGGUCUUGCUAUCCGUAGCCUGGAGUUCAGCCCAGCAACAGAGAUGGUUGUAUCCUCGGACAGCAGAGCUGUUAAGAUAUGGAACCAGUCAGAUGGUAAACCAUAUGUGACGGUAGAGGCUGAACAUGAUUUCAACGAUGUGUGCCUGGUUCCGAACUCAGGGCUUAUGCUGAUGGCUUGUGAAGCUCCAAAGCUACUUUCCUACUUUAUACCGGGUCUUGGACAGGCUCCCAAAUGGUGUUCCUUCUUGGACAGUUUGACAGAGGAACUGGAGGAGAACCCAGCAUCGACCGUCUACGAUGAUUAUAAGUUCGUCACAAAGACAGAGCUUGAGAGCCUAGGUUUGAGCCAUCUAAUCGGCACGUCCCUGCUUCGAGCUUACAUGCAUGGCUACUUCAUAGACAUCAGGCUUUAUCACAAGGCUAAAUCUAUUGCUGAUCCUUUCGCUUACCAGGAGUACAGGAAAAACAAGAUCAAAGAGAAGAUUGAGGAGCAGCGAACUAGCCGUGUCAAAGUCAAGAAACUGCCGUCAGUCAAUGCUGCCCUCGCGGAAAAACUCCAAGAAGAGCAACUGUCAGAGAAGGCCAAGAAAGCAAAGAAAGAGGGGGCGGCCAACAUCUUGUCCGAUGAUCGUUUCUCGGCGCUCUUCAAGAAUCCAGACUACCAGGUUGACGAGCAGAGUGAGGAAUUUAGGCUGGUCCAACCUUUGGUCAACAAGCAAUCCAAGAAGAGAGAGAAGCCGGCGAUUGUGGAACAGUUUGAGGAACUAGAUCCACAGGAUGAAGAAAUGGAAGGACACGCGAGCAGCGAUGGAGACAGCAGCUCCGAUGAGGACGAUAGGUCAUGGCAGGAGGAGCUUCGGAGGGAACACUUCGCUCUCCGCCAGGAGAAGAAGAUGAAAAGAGAAGCAGCACGGGACAGUCAGACGUCGGGACCAAAAUUCUACGAGCUGAAAUCAGGGGAGGAGUUCAGCAUGGCAUCGAAGAAAACGGACGGAGCAAUGAAGAGAUUAAAGACAGCCAGCCUGGCAGAGAGGGUAGAAAAAGAAGCAGACUUUUUGAGGAAAUCAUCAUCAUCUUUGGGAAAUCAACAAAUCAGCUUCAAGUCUGUCAAGAAUGAAAAGAACAGGAAGCGCCGGGAAGCCGCCGCCGAGCACCAUAAAGAGAGGAGAAAACUCCGUCGGUCAGCUGGCAAUCUCUCAAAGAAAAAGCACCAUCGGACGGCCACGUCAUGACGUCACUAGGACUUUUUUAUCCCUCAGAAGCUGCUCGAACGUUUCACUUGGUGACCUGCCCAAAAUAGGCAAGAGGAAAUGUCACCAUGAUCCUGCUGCGUACGGCUGUAGAUCUGUAUGACAUCAUGAAAUUGAGGGGGAAAUGAGAUCAGCAAAUUGGCAACUUCUCUUGCAGGUUGACUUCAUUUUCAUGUCGGCAAACAGGGGUGUGAUCCAUAACCCAUUUGCUACUGGAACUGGGUGAUCCCUGUACAAAGCCUAUUGGAAUUACAGGAUUCGGUAGUCGACAGGUUAACCCAUUGCCUACUGGAACCAUGUGAUCCCUGUACAAAGCCUAUUGGAAUUAGAGGAUUUGGUAGUCAGUGGGUCCAAAGAAGAAAGAAGCUUGCUGGUUACUACUCUCUGUUGGCUUUCAAGUGCUCGUUUUUUCCUCCCAGAUUCGCAACUGAAGGGACUCGGUUGAAAAGCCUGGUAGCAUUCAUGCAUAUUUUACUGUGGAGAAUGCAAAAUUCUGGUUUUAGCCCUGUUGAUGGCCCAACACUCAUGGCAAUCGUCCUCCCCCCCCCCCCCUCCCAAUGAUUUGGCGCAUCCUCCAUCCUUAACCCAAUAUUCCUAUUUUCAUCCUCAACUUGCUUCUUCCAGGUCUUCUUCAGUGCCCCCCCCCCACCCUCUCCUCGAACCAUCCCCCUUGAACCCAAGCGACCUUCUAAAAGUGAAAUACUUGGGAAAAUAAAACAUCUUGACAAGUGAAUAUGUCAGAAUUGCAAUAGUCAGGAUCAGUUUGAGGCGGAGGAGAUAUCGUUUUUAUUGAAUUUCCCAUGAUUGUCUAAUUGACGCAAAAUUUGCACUAAUGUUUAAUCAGGCACAAGCAGUCUUGCUUCAUGUAUGGAAAGGGGGAGGGGUCAAUAUAACAGUUUGAUGUUAUUCUCUAUUUAAUUAUGCAAAACAUAUGCAUGUAAUUUCAAUUCAAUUGUUAUUCCCCUCUAAUUUGAUGUAUUUAAUCAAUUCAUAAUAUUCCACAAGUUUAGGAAAGAACUCCAUGAGAGUAGUAUACAAGUUAUCAAACAUCGUUUUUGUUGUUGCUAUAUUUAAGUUUUAAUGUUUUGUAUUGUUUCUUAUUCUGAUAUGUUUUAUUCUUUAAUGACUGAAAUGGUUCUAGAAUUCAGUUUUGGUUAACUUUUGAAAGCAAAAAGUGAUUCAAGUGCCUUAGGAUAUGAAAUUAGCUCCAUUGUAGCAAUAUAUGAAAACAGGUGGGAGUUUCAUAAAGCUGUUCGUAAAGUUACGCACGACUUUACGCACGACUGCAACAUGUUCUUAGGUCAUAACUCAAUUACAUGUAUAUAGAUAUCACAGCACAAGGGAUCACCAGUCGUGCGUAAAGUCAUUCGUAUCUUACAAACAGCUUUAUGAAACACCCACCUGGUUAUGUUCCAUUCAUUUGUAUACUAAAAUCCUUCACAAAGUUAUGUAUGUGUUUUUUUUGUAAACUAAAAUUGAAUCGCAAAAUGUUCCUUUGCUUUGUGAGACUUUUCCAAUUUUUUUAAAACUUGAAUCUCAAAAUGCACGGACUUAUUUUGGGACAAAAAAUUGUAUAGCAUCAGGGAUAGUUCCAGAAAAUUUUAUUUCUCUCCCCCCACCCCCCCCCCCUCCAACCCUCUAGUUUUUAGUUUGUUUUUUUUAAUCCCAUUUGAAGUGCAGUCCAUAUGAAGCAACUAUCGUGUCUUGUAAAAAAAAAAUGGACAUGAUUUUAACUGUACAAAUACCUGUUGAAUAUCAUGAGAAAUUUGUUUACAUUAUAUGCAUAUAAAUGUACAUGUAAAAGGAAAAACAGAGUAAAUUAUUUUUCUUUAGGUUGAGUGCUGCCAUCUGCUGACAAAAUGAAGCAACUCUGUGAAAUGAGUUUCUUAGAAAAAGUGUCGUUGUUUUCUUGUGGAAACAUGUAGUUACUUGCUUUUGAAAACAUCUGUAUUUCAGAAAUUGAGGACUGCAACCCCAAUUCCCUCAACAUCAUGUAGAGCUGGCCUGAUAUGUAGAGCAUACAGAAAACAAAUUAAAGGUAAAAGAAAGUA
Molecule: messenger RNA, 4553 nt
Organism: Lytechinus pictus (painted urchin)
Lineage: Eukaryota; Metazoa; Echinodermata; Echinoidea; Temnopleuroida; Toxopneustidae
Product: nucleolar protein 10-like
Exons: 18
Coding region: 439-2484 (681 amino acids)
Biological process (GO): maturation of SSU-rRNA from tricistronic rRNA transcript (SSU-rRNA, 5.8S rRNA, LSU-rRNA)
Cellular component (GO): nucleolus; nucleus; small-subunit processome
Molecular function (GO): protein binding
Source: RefSeq, a predicted model, not a curated record